CAUUUUUCUUGUAUUUGUUCAAUUCAAUUUCAAAAAGAUGGGUUCAACAAGCCUAACUCAAACAGAGGAUGAAGCUUUCUUGUUCGCUAUGCAACUGGCGAGUGCCUCUGUACUACCCAUGGUCUUAAAAUCAGCUGUAGAACUUGAGCUUCUGGAACUUAUGGCUAAGGCUGGUCCAGGUGCAUCCAUUUCGCCUGCUGAGCUAGCGUCUCAACUCCCUUGUAAGAACCCAGAUGCACCGGUAAUGCUGGAUCGAAUGCUUAGGCUUCUUGCUGCUUACUCUGUUCUGAAUUGUACACUCAGGACACUCCCUGAUGGACGUGUAGAGCGGCUUUAUAGUCUUGCUCCGGUUUGUAAGUUCUUGACUAAGAAUGCCGAUGGUGUUUCCGUUGCCCCACUUUUGCUUAUGAAUCAAGAUAAAGUACUCAUGCAGAGCUGGUACCACUUAAAAGAUGCAGUACUUGAUGGUGGAAUCCCAUUCAACAAGGCAUAUGGAAUGACAGCAUUCGAGUACCAUGGAACAGAUCCAAGAUUCAACAAAGUUUUCAACCGUGGAAUGUCCGAUCACACCACCUUAUCCAUCAAGAAGAUUCUGGAAGACUAUAAAGGAUUUGAAGGACUCAACUCCAUUGUUGAUGUUGGUGGUGGAACAGGGGCUACUGUAAGCAUGAUUGUCUCUAAGUAUCCCUCUAUUAAGGGCAUUAACUUUGAUUUACCACAUGUUAUUGAAGAUGCCCCAGCUUACCCUGGCGUUGAACACAUUGGUGGUGACAUGUUUGUUAGUGUGCCGAAAGCGGAUGCUAUUUUCAUGAAGUGGAUAUGUCAUGAUUGGAGCGAUGAGCAUUGUUUAAAGUUUUUGAAGAAUUGCUACGAAGCGGUUCCUGCAAAUGGGAAAGUGAUAAUUGCAGAAUGCUUACUUCCAGAGGUGCCAGAUACAUCAAGUUCCACAAAGAAUACAGUACAUGUUGAUGUAAUAAUGUUAGCACAUAAUCCAGGAGGCAAAGAAAGGACUGAGAAAGAAUUUGAGGCUUUGGCUAAAGGGGCUGGAUUUAAUGGAUUCACCAAGGCUUCUUGUGCUUACAACACUUGGAUUAUGGAAUUCACCAAGUGAUUUAUUCAACUCCUAAGGACCAAAAAAGUGAAACUGUUUACCCCUAUAUAUAUAUAUAUAUAUAAUGGUCAUUUUGUAAUUGGGAUUCUACUUUGUCUGAGUGGAUUGGCAUAUGAUUUAGUAAUCACUGUGAAAUAAAAGAGAACUAGGUUUUACAUGGAAGAGAUUGAUGUUAUAAAGGAAGAUUAAAUAAUUGUUCUCAGGGAGGGAAAGGGAUGUGUUUAAUAUGAAGCCUUUUGGCUGGUUUUUUAACAUGUACUAUUUUCUGUAAUGCAUAUGUAUUCAAGGAAUGCUAAUUUCAAUCAUAUAGUUUCUUGAACUA
Messenger RNA from Solanum lycopersicum (tomato), 1433 nucleotides. Its product is annotated as caffeic acid 3-O-methyltransferase. Gene Ontology annotation, biological process: methylation. The record is from RefSeq and is a predicted model, not a curated record. NCBI's taxonomy places the organism in Eukaryota, Viridiplantae, Streptophyta, Magnoliopsida, Solanales, Solanaceae. Gene Ontology annotation, molecular function: O-methyltransferase activity; S-adenosylmethionine-dependent methyltransferase activity; protein dimerization activity.